Messenger RNA from Gracilinanus agilis (Agile Gracile Mouse Opossum), 1743 nucleotides. RefSeq names its product smoothelin-like. NCBI's taxonomy places the organism in Eukaryota, Metazoa, Chordata, Mammalia, Didelphimorphia, Didelphidae. The record is from RefSeq and is a predicted model, not a curated record. The transcript has 9 exons. The annotation marks the transcript as partial.
CUGACCCAUGGAUGGUGCCCCACUGCAUCCUCCCAUCCUGCUUGUCCCUCCAGCUCCCAGGCGCAGGAGGAGGAGCAGCGGGCGGCCCUGGCCCUGCUGUCCAGGAAGCUCGAGGCCAUCAGUGACGUGGAAGAACUGACCACCCUGCUGCGGGCGGCCGGCGAAUACGAGGAGCGGAAGCUGAUCCGUGCGGCCAUCCGCCGGGUGCGUGCCCAGGAGAUCGAGGCGGCCACCUUAGCAGGACGACUGCCCAGUUCCCACGAGGACAGCGAGGCGCGGGCAGCCCGAAGGCGGGCACGCCAGGAGGCGAGGGAGCGAGAACAGCAGGCCGAGCGUGAGCAGCCCCCGGCCCAGGCCGAGCAGUGGCCCGAAGAAGCCCCACGCUUGGAGCUGGACAACAUGGCCGCCGGGACCCUCCUGCUGCUGGAUAUUCUGGGCCCGACGCCCCCCAGCCUGCCCACCCCACCUUCCACACCUUCGUCCCCGGAGCCAGCCCUGCGCCCAGCUGAGGCAGGGGGUGAGGAGGCCAGUGAAGGGCCCCCCAGGUCCUCCCCAGAGGAGGAGCCGGGUUCUGGGAGUCCCCCCAGGGCCAUCAGCCCCGAGGAGCCCCAGCCUCUGCCGGCCCCCCAGAGCCCUGGACCCUGCCUGGCCCAGCCUAGGGAGCACGUGCCAGGCCAGCAUCUAGGCAGCAGUGGCCAGAGUGGCAAGCUGGGCCCAAGCCAAAGAGAGCCGGAGGCAGAGAGAGUGACCGGGAGCCCCGACAGGAAGAAAGCUGUGCCCUCUCUGCACCAGUCCAGCCCCCGCUCCUGCCAACGCGCCCUGUCGCUGCUCACCCCCCGCAGGGCUCAGGCUGCAGAGCUCCCCAAGGCCAGCCCUGCCAGCCCUUCCCCCUUCCAGAGGGCCAGCUCCGUCCGGGACCGGGUCCGCAAAUUCACCUCGUCCGAGGCGCCCAUCCCCCCCGGCCCAAGCCCGCGAGGAGGGCCCCUGGGCGCCGGGGGGCGGCUCCCGGGCUCUGGGGAUCGGGCAGCCCCGGGCCCCCUCCGGGCCAGCGAGCAGCGCCCGGCACUCACAGGCGGCGGGAGAGGAGAGCCGGGCCCUCCCUCCUCCUGCAGCAUCCCCGGCGGCGGCUCCCGCAGCUCCUCCUGGCAGCCAGAGCCCCGGAUUGUGGGAGUCGGGGCCAGGGAGCGGGAGCGCCCUAAAGAGGAGGGCCCGGGGGGGCGGAGCCCGGCCGCGUCACGGGGGAGGCCCCUUGAAAACGGACAGAGGGGGCCCCCGGCGGGCUCAGAGGAGCCCAGCGCCCUGCCCGUCACCGUCAGGCCGGCCGAGCCGGGCAGCAUGAAGACCACCUUCACCAUCGAGAUCAAGGACGGCCGAGGCCAGCCCGUGGGCGGCCGGGUGCUGGGCCCGGUGGGCAACCAGAGGGCAGAGCUGACGCUGGGGCUCAGGGGCACCCCCAUCCACUUUGGUGGCAGCAGCUCCGGCGUGGGCACCAUCACUCACAUCAGCACCCCCGGGACCAUCACUCGUGUGGGCAGCACCCCCGUGCCUGUCAGCCACGUCAGCACCCCCAGGACCGUCGCCCGUGUGGGCAGCACCCCCGUGCCCGUCAGCCAUGUCAGCACCCCCAGGACCGUCGCCCGUGUGGGCAGCACCCCCGUGCCCGUCACCCACAUCAGCACCCCCGUGCCCGUCGCCCGUGUGGGCAGCACUACCCACGUCACCAGUGUGGGCCGCAUCAGCAAG